Molecule: messenger RNA, 2384 nt
Organism: Panicum virgatum (switchgrass)
Lineage: Eukaryota; Viridiplantae; Streptophyta; Magnoliopsida; Poales; Poaceae
Product: wall-associated receptor kinase 5-like
Exons: 4
Coding region: 16-2343 (775 amino acids)
Biological process (GO): protein phosphorylation; cell surface receptor signaling pathway
Cellular component (GO): plasma membrane
Molecular function (GO): polysaccharide binding; protein serine/threonine kinase activity; ATP binding
Source: RefSeq, a predicted model, not a curated record
AGAAGACAGCUUGUCAUGAUAAUUCUGGCUGCAGCGCUGCUGCUGAUGCUGCAGCUCUCCUCGGCGGAUGCUCAGCUCGGAGGUGCCGGCCCGGCGCCCGGCUGCCCGAUCCCGGACACCUGCGGCAACGUGACCGUGCCCUACCCAUUCGGCAUCCGCGCCGGCUGCUCCCUCCCUGGCUUCAACCUCACCUGCGAUCAAACGCGGCACCCGCCGAGGCUGCUUCUGGGCGACGACGGCACCCUCGAGAUCGUGGAGAUCUCGCUCGUCAACUCCACGGUGCGCGCCAUGGACGUCGCCGGCGCCGUGAACAUCAGCAACUACGUCGGCCCUGGGCCUGAGGGCAGCGGCACGUGGCGCGGCCUCGGCUCCGGCAGCAACGACAGCACGUACAUCCUCUCCGAGCAGCACAACCAGUUCGUUGUGACCGGGUGCAACGUCCAGGGGACGCUGCUCGGGGACAGCGGCAACAUCAUCACCGGCUGCUCCUCCUUCUGCUCCAUCAGAGACACCUGGACAGAUCCCGUGGUAAGCAACGACCCCCGCAACGGAACGGCCACAUGCUCCGGCAUCGGUUGCUGCGAGACGGCCAUCCCAAUCGGCCGCCCCUCCUACAGCGUGCAGUUCAAGGACCUGGACCCGAACCACGAGAACGACGGCAGGCUGCCCAUGGCGGUGCGCGUCGCGGAGCGGGGUUGGUUCGACAGCGUCGCCACCCACAUGCUCGACAAUUCAGCGGGCAACAGUGUGCUCCAGACGGCGGUGCCGGUGGUGCUGGAGUGGGCGGUUGCGUCAACCAGGAUAGUGCUGCCGGGGACGACUUCUCCGGACAGCGGCGGCGGCAACUCGUCAUGCCCCGUUGACGCGGCGAGGAGUGCGUGCCGCAGCAGCCACAGCACCUGCCACAACGUCGCCGAUAACUACCGAACUGGCUACGUGUGCCGCUGCAAGGACGGGUACGACGGCAACCCGUACCUUGCCGGUGACGACGGAUGCCAAGACAUCAACGAGUGCGCACUCCGGGGGAAGUGUUUCGGCGUGUGUACAAACACGGCUGGAUCGUACGAGUGCCGGUGCCGGCGCGGUGCUCGUGGUAACCCAUACAUGGAAGAUGGCUGUAUCAAAUCUUCUCUAGGGUUGAGUGUUGGCCUUGGAGUUGGCAGUGGGGCAGGUCUCCUGGUCGUGGCACUCGGUGCAACCUUUGCGGCUCGCAGGAUUAAGCAUCAGAGGGAAAGAGUGCUGAAGCAGAAGUUCUUCAAGAAGAACCGUGGGCAUUUGCUGCAACAAUUGUUAUCCCAAAACGCAGACAUCGCUGAGAGAAUGAUCAUUCCCUUGGUGGAGCUGGAGAAGGCCACAAACAAUUUUGACAAAACUCGCAAGCUUGGUGGAGGAGGGCACGGCAUUGUGUACAAGGGGAUCCUAUCGGACCUGCAUGUCGUCGCAAUCAAAAAAUCAAAGGUGGCAAUCCAGAGAGAGAUUGAUGAGUUCAUAAACGAGGUAGCCAUUCUCUCCCAAAUCAACCAUCGGAACGUAGUAAGACUUUUUGGCUGCUGCCUUGAGACUGAAGUGCCACUUUUGGUGUAUGAAUUCAUUUCAAAUGGCACUCUUUAUGACCAUCUUCACGUUGAAGGACCAAUAUCAUUGCCAUGGGAGCACAGGCUGAGAAUCGCAACAGAAACUGCCAGAGCCCUUGCCUACAUUCACAUGGCCGUGUCUUUUCCUAUAAUUCAUAGGGAUGUAAAGUCUCAUAACAUUCUUUUGGAUGGCUCUCUAACAGCUAAAGUGUCAGACUUUGGAGCCUCAAGGAGCAUUCCACCUGAUCAAACAGGGGUUACUACGGCUAUCCAAGGAACACUAGGAUAUCUAGAUCCUAUGUACUACUACACAGGAAGACUCACCGAGAAGAGUGACGUUUACAGCUUCGGUGUUGUUCUAAUCGAGUUGCUCACUAGAAAGAAACCAUAUUCGUAUAGAUCACCUGAAAAUGAUAGCCUAAUUGCACAAUUUACUUCCUUGCUCGCACAAGGCAAUUUGUCUCAUGUACUUGAUCCACAAGUCAUGGAGGAGGGAGGCAAAGAAGUCAGCGAAGUAGCUGCAUUGGCAACUAUGUGUGUGAAGUUGAAAGCAGAGGAACGCCCAACCAUGAGACAGGCGGAGAUGACCCUUGAAAGCAUUCAAGAAUCACUGCAGCAGGUUAAACUGCAUAGUGUGGAUACAAAGAUAUCCAAGGAUAAACAAACGGCAGUGGCCUUUCCAACGGUGGAGGGUAGAAGCAGCAAAGAGUCAAGUAGGCAGUACAGUCUUGAAGAAGAGUUCUUGUUGUCAGCAAGGUAUCCCCGUUAGUGGUUUCUUACAAUGUUGAGUCAUGUAAAGGCUUAUCUUCA